AGGUAAACAAGGUCUUUAAUCAGUCAGCGGGCGUUUGAAACUAGAGGACAGUCCAGAAAAUGCCAGAUGUGGGUGGAGAGCGCUUGCAGUUUGUAUAGGAGGUUAUAAGUAGAGGAGUGAACAGUGCCGGGAAUACGGAGCAGAGCUCAGCUGUUGCAUGGGUCUCAUCUGACUCCAUUUGUCACAGCUCAUCUUCCAGUUCUUCUCAUCGACUGCCCUCCUCGUUGCAUUUGUCUGGUCCCUCUGCACAGCCAUGCACCCCCAGCGUCCUCUUCCCCAGGCCAUGCCUUCCGCCUCUCUGGGACAGCACCUGCGGGACAUGGCCAUGGGCCUGGGACGAGGCAAGAACUUCCUGGGAGGAAACUUUGCCUACAGUUUUAUCCAGUCGGUUAAAGAAUGCCUCUAUUUCCUCCUCUGCUGCUGGUGCAUCAAAGAGAUCCUGGACUGACAGACUGAGAGAAAAGGGUACAUCAAGUGGUAGAGCACAGAUUUUUCCUUGUUUCUCCACUGGGUCCUGUAUUGUAAUUUCAACCAGCUUUUAUUUCAUCAGAAAUGGGAGUGUUAUAUGGUAAAGCCUUGGCAGGAAGGGAGGUCUUUUGGGGUUCGAGGAAGCUUGCCAGCAGGUUUCAAGAUGAUACAGACUUUAUAUCCGGACUGGGUUAGAGUUUUCUGAAUUGUACCCUGAUGAUCUGAGAUUCCCAGGACUGUGGCUCACCUGAUGUUCACUGUACAACACAAAGUGGUGUGGCAAUAAAUAAAGGAACUCAUAAA
Messenger RNA from Pundamilia nyererei, 771 nucleotides. It is a transcript of the gene lenep, whose product is annotated as lens epithelial protein. The transcript is spliced from 2 exons. Gene Ontology annotation, biological process: multicellular organism development. Lineage: Eukaryota; Metazoa; Chordata; Actinopteri; Cichliformes; Cichlidae. The record is from RefSeq and is a predicted model, not a curated record. The coding region runs from base 254 to 448 and encodes 64 amino acids.